AACCAAAAGUAUCGUUUUCAACAAUAUGCAAAAGACGCAGUGAAAAAGUCAUUAUCAGAGAUGCAAGCAAGAAAUAACUUUUCAUUUGACGAGGAACAACUCCCCAAUGUUGGCUAUAGCACCACUCAAAUUGAAUUGAUUUUGGAAAAAUUCAGAAGAAGAGGAAGAAUCGUUAUUUUACUGUUGGAUGAGGAUCAAAUGUUGGCUGUGUUGAGGACAUCAGCAAAAGUUGGGUUUGAUAAGAAGCAGUUUGUUUUCCUUGUGACGUAUGAGCUCAUACCAACGCAGGACAAAGUUGUGACGCCAUGGUUACGUGAUAAUGGCUGCAAGCAUGUCCGAUGAUAUAAAAUGGAAGGAUGGUUUAACAGCAAAAGAAUUCAGAUCGCAAAUGCCGAAGAGGAUGUCUCAA
Owenia fusiformis is the source of this 409-nucleotide messenger RNA. The record is from the annotation of a GenBank genome assembly. Lineage: Eukaryota; Metazoa; Annelida; Polychaeta; Sabellida; Oweniidae.